CCGAUGAUUUGCUUUGACCAAUCAGUGGAUGAAGGACUCCACGUCACAGCCUGGGGCCGACCAACCGGUGGGCGCCAGGUCAAGGGAUCCGCGGGAUGAGAGAAAAUGGCGACGAGAGGUGGAAAGAACGGGCUGCUGGAGAAAGUAAGCGGGUGGAAGAUCGAUGAUAAACCCGUAAAAAUUGACAAAUGGGACGGAUCCGCUGUGAAAAACUCUUUGGAUGAUGCAGCCAAAAAGGUUUUAUUGGAGAAAUACAAGUAUGUGGAAAACUUUUGUCUUAUUGAUGGCCGACUCAUUAUCUGCACCAUCUCCUGCGUCUUUGCUGUUGUCGCCUUAGUGUGGGAUUAUUUGCACCCGUUCCCCGAAUCCAAACCUGUCCUGGCCUUCUGCGUCAUAUCUUAUUUCUUGAUGAUGGGAAUCCUGACCGUUUAUACCUCAUAUAAAGAGAAGAGUAUAUUCCUGGUGGCUCACAGAAAGGAUCCUGCGGGAAUGGACCCUGACGAUAUCUGGCAUCUCUCCUCCAACCUCAAACGGUUUGAUGACAAGUACACCCUGAAGGUUACUUACAUUAAUGGGAAAACCAAGGCCUAUCGAGAUGCGGAAUUCACCAAAUCCAUUGCCAGAUUCUUCGAUGAGAACGGCACGUUAGUGAUGGACUUGUUUGAGCCAGAAGUCUCCAAGCUCCAUGACAGUUUGGCCAUGGAGAAGAAGACCAAAUAAGCUUUGGACCCAGGGCCUUUCUUAUGCUUAGAGGGAACCCCCAGAGGUGAUACAGUAAAGGAAUGUGCGUUCUUUCCCUGCCUCGGGGGGUGGAGCUUGUAGCGCUUUGCUCUUCUAAUGUCCUCAAUGGGAGGAGCCACGGGCAGCGAAAGGGCCAACGCUAAGGUUUUGUCCUGAAAUACUCCAGGGGUCCACCUAUUAGAAGUAGUUAUUCCAUCUGUCAUUUUGUUACAAUGUGCAGGAAUUGUGUGCAGAAAAGAGGCCACACACAUUCCUAUGAACUGCGUGAUUGAUUGUUUGUGUUUUGGGCCUCGGCUUAGUAUAAUUAACAUUAAUUACAACAGACUUUAUUGCCUAUAAAACACAUAUCUGAUAAACCAGUGUGUGGGACGGCUGAGAAUCACAUGGUUCUGACAAGGCAGUCGAGCCUCGCGGGUCACAUCAUUGCACGAAAAUCCCAGAAUUUGGCCGGGAAAAUGAUUCAGUGCAAGGCCAGAAUAGCUCCUACUGCGACAGACACGUUUCCCUUUUUCAGGUGGGGGGAUACACCUUCACCAACCUUUAUAGUUUAAUUUCUCCGCAAUCAUGUGUAUUUAUAUGGAGCUCAGGACAAAACCUUCGCUUUGCAGAAAUCUGUCCAUUCUUUAUUUUUUAUAUUUAUUUGGUGGAAUAAAAGCUUGUGUUGUUUCUGUUCACUGUCUGAGAGACAAAACCGAUGUAAAAGCUCAGCGUUCUCUUUAGGCCAAUAAAAAAGGAAUUUUUAUAUCUGUUA
This is a messenger RNA of Xenopus laevis (African clawed frog), 1492 nucleotides long. RefSeq names its product signal peptidase complex subunit 2 L homeolog (gene spcs2.L). Gene Ontology annotation, biological process: protein maturation; protein targeting to ER. The record is from RefSeq and is a predicted model, not a curated record. Lineage: Eukaryota; Metazoa; Chordata; Amphibia; Anura; Pipidae. Gene Ontology annotation, molecular function: peptidase activity. Gene Ontology annotation, cellular component: endoplasmic reticulum membrane; membrane; signal peptidase complex. Bases 106 to 720 code for a protein of 204 amino acids. The transcript is spliced from 5 exons.